Thecamonas trahens ATCC 50062 is the source of this 2295-nucleotide messenger RNA. Its product is annotated as translation elongation factor G. Gene Ontology annotation, biological process: mitochondrial translational elongation. Gene Ontology annotation, cellular component: mitochondrion. Gene Ontology annotation, molecular function: GTPase activity; translation elongation factor activity; GTP binding. The coding region runs from base 21 to 2270 and encodes 749 amino acids. The record is from RefSeq and is a predicted model, not a curated record. The transcript is spliced from 3 exons. Lineage: Eukaryota; Apusomonadida; Apusomonadidae.
UUUCUCUCAUCACUCAAACAAUGUGGCGGGCAGCUGGGCUGGUGGGCCGCUGCAUCCUCGCCACACAGACUGCACCGUCAAUGGCAGCCACCGUCUUCCGGGCGGCAGCCAUGUCGACGACAGCAGGCGGUGUUAUCGACCCGCGGCGGAUGCGGAACAUCGGAAUUGCGGCGCAUGUGGAUUGCGGCAAGUCGACGGUGACCGAGCGUGUGCUGUACUACACCGGGCGGAUCCGUGAGAUGCACGAGGUGCGCGGCAAGACGGGCAAGGGUGCGACGAUGGACUCGAUGGACCUGGAGCGUGAGAAGGGCAUCACGAUUGCAUCUGCGGCGACGUACACACAGUGGCGCCGGCGUGAUGCUGAGGAGGACACGCACAUCAACAUCAUUGACACGCCUGGCCAUGUCGACUUUACAAUCGAGGUCGAGCGCGCGCUGCGCGUGCUUGACGGAGCGGUCAUGCUGCUCUGCGGCGUGUCGGGCGUCCAGUCGCAGACGAUGACGGUGGACAAGCAGAUGCGGCGGUACUCUGUCCCGCGAAUCACGUUUAUCAACAAGCUCGACCGCGCAGGCGCCGAGCCGGACACGGUCAUCGAGCAGCUGCGGUCCAAGGUGCAGCUCAACGCGGCUGCGACCCAGGUCCCGAUUGGGCUGGAGGACGAGCACAAGGGCGUGAUUGAUGUGGUGACGAUGGAGGCGAUCACGUUUGCGGCGGAAGACCAGGGCGCGCGGCCGGUGUACUCGUCGGACCUCUCGGGCCUCCCGUCGGAGCUUGUCGACGACGCGCACCUCAAGCGCGGCAUGCUGCUCGAGGCGCUGGCGGAUGUCGACGACGACAUUGCGGAGAUUGUGCUCAACGACGAGGAGCCGUCAGUGGCGGACAUCAAGGCGGCCAUCCGGCGGUCGACGCUUGCCAUGAACUUCACGCCGGUCCUCAUGGGCUCGGCAUUUAAGAACAAGGGUGUGCAGCCGCUGCUCGACGCCGUUGUCGACUACCUUCCAUCGCCGCUCGACGUGGUCAACACGGCACUCGACCUGCGCAACGACGAGGCCUCGGUCGAGCUCAUUACCGAUGCGUCCAAGUCACUCAUUGCGCUGGCGUUCAAGCUCGAAGACGGGCCGCACGGCACGCUGACGUACAUGCGGGUGUACCAGGGUACACUCAAGAAGGGCGACUUUGUGUUCAAUGUCUCGCGCGACGAAAAGGUCAAGGUCAACCGCCUGGUGCGGAUGCACGCGGCGUCGAUGGAGGACAUUACGGUGGCAGGCGCCGGCGACAUUUGCGCGACCUUUGGCGUCGACUGCGCGUCGGGCGACACGUUCUCGUCGUCGCGCGACGUGUGGCUCUCCAUGACCUCGAUGCACGUGCCGGACCCGGUCAUUUCGCUUUCUAUCAAGCCCAAGUCGUCGACCAACUCGGCUAAGUUCUCCAAGGGCCUCGGCCGCUUCCAGCGUGAGGACCCGACGCUGCGGGUCUCGUACGACGAUAAGACCAAGGAGACCGUGAUCUCUGGCAUGGGCGAGCUCCACCUCGAGGUCUAUGUCGAGCGCCUCAAGCGCGAGUACGGCGUUGAGACCGAGACCGGCCGCCCGCGGGUCUCGUUCAACGAGGGUGCCACGACCAAGGUUCCAUUCAACUACACCCACAAGAAGCAGUCGGGUGGCUCGGGCCAGUUUGGCCGCGUCAUCGGCUACAUCGAGCCGCUGACCGACGAGGAGGUCGCUGAUGGCGAGACCUUUGUCUUUGAGGACGCCACCGUCGGCAACAACAUUCCGCCGCAGUUCCUUCCCGCUGUUGAGAAGGGCUUCCGCGAAGCCGUCGAGAAGGGUCCGCUGACGGGCCAUCCCAUCGUCGGCGUCCGCGUCGUUCUCCAGGACGGUCUCGCCCAUGCUGUCGACUCGAACGAGAUGGCGUUCAAGAUCGCCGCCCGCUCCGCUUUCCAGGAGGCGUUCCUCGAGGCCAACCCGAUUGUCCGCGAGCCUGUGAUGAAGGUCGAGUGCGAGGCGCCGUCCGAGUUCCAGGGCGCGGUUGCCGGCCAGCUUGCGCAGCGCAAGGGCGUGGUGACCAACUCGGAGACGAUGGGCGGCUACGUCCGCCUUGUCGCCGACGUUCCGCUCAACCAGAUCUUUGGCUACUCGACCGAUCUGCGGUCGGCGACCCAGGGCAAGGGCGAGUUUUCGAUGGAGCUUCUCGAGUUCCGGCCCGUGGAUGGGCAGACCCAGAAGGAGCUCCAAGAGCAGUUUGCCAAGGAGCGGUCGGCCGAGUCGUAAUGGAUUCGCCGAGCCGCCCCCCCCC